CAUGGGGCUAAACGUUAAUCACAUUUCUGGGGAUCUGGAAUUGACAAUUGAAUGAUAUGUAGAUACACUUGUAGAGUGCCAACGACGUGUAUGCGUAGAGCGUCAUCAGGUACCUCUCAACCUUACACGUUCUCUCCAAACGCCCAUAUCAACCACAUCAGUAGACAUAGCCGUUUGCCAUCACCAAUCUACCAUGCUGGCUCCAGACUUCAAAAGAAGACGCAUCUCCCUUACCUACUGAGCGAAAUACCCAAGAGACACAUACUACACACAUGUGGACUAUCCCAAAUAACCCACACCAGUUAGCCCAUGAUGCCCCAAAACCUCCCCCCAAAAGCCUUCCAAACCCUCAAGAAACUAACCCUCCACGGCGACGCCGGCGCCCACAACCAAGGCAUCUACCUAAUGAAGCACCUCCCCAGCGCCAAAAUCUACAUUGAAAAGCGCCUCCUCCCCUCCCGCGCCACCAAACGCGAAAUCCGCGCCAUGCGCCUCUGCAACCCGCACCCACACCUCAUCUCCAUCUUCACCUUCACCCAAUCUAGCACCACCUCUAUAAUCUCAAUCUACAUGCAACACUGCGAGCUUGGCAGCCUGGACACCCUGAUCCUGCGCUUCAACGCGCACAACACCCGCUUGCACGACGAAGGCUUCGUCUUCCGCGUCUUCUGGCACCUAGCCCUCGCACUAUGUUAUUUAAAUACUGGCGCCGAUUACACCUCUACGCGGCAUCGCGCCAUUCAAGGUAAACCCGCGGUGAAGAAGCAAGGCUGGGAUUCCCUGCUACAUGGCGACAUCAAGCCCGGUAACGUAUUCCUUACGCAAGAUAGAGCGUGUAAAGGUGCGGAUGCGCAUACGCUUUAUCCGUGCAUUGUGCUUGGGGACUUUGGCUGCAUGGUCACGAGGUCGGAUCGGUAUUCACGGCAUGCGGGAUUGCUGGGGCGGGGGGAUCUGCGGUUCGAAGCGCCGGAGUGCAAGGGUAAUGUGUAUAGCGAUGUCUUCAGUGUGGGACUCGUGUUGCACUGCCUUGCGCGUAUGGCGCAGAUUCCAGAUGAGAUUCUACUGCCAGAUAGGCCACUGGGCAGACAGUAUACGGGGUGUAAGUAUCUGGCGCAGAUGGUGCGGGAUUGUCUUGCGCGGACGCCCGAAGAGAGGCCUUCGCCGCUGGAGCUGCCCAAGUUGGUGUUUGAGGGUUAUCGUGUGUGGAGGCAGGCGAGGGGUUGCGAUGGUGUUGCUCUGCCUAAAUGGGCUUUUGGCUAAAUACCCUGUUUAGCAAAUAUAUAUGUAGGAUUCAUUAAUCUAUAUAUGAAAGUGAAUCGGUU
Molecule: messenger RNA, 1322 nt
Organism: Bipolaris sorokiniana ND90Pr
Lineage: Eukaryota; Fungi; Ascomycota; Dothideomycetes; Pleosporales; Pleosporaceae
Exons: 1
Coding region: 310-1260 (316 amino acids)
Biological process (GO): protein phosphorylation
Molecular function (GO): protein kinase activity; ATP binding
Source: RefSeq, a predicted model, not a curated record